This is a messenger RNA of Jaminaea rosea, 1430 nucleotides long. RefSeq lists its product as hypothetical. The coding region runs from base 47 to 1285 and encodes 412 amino acids. Gene Ontology annotation, biological process: actin cytoskeleton organization. NCBI's taxonomy places the organism in Eukaryota, Fungi, Basidiomycota, Exobasidiomycetes, Microstromatales. The transcript is spliced from 2 exons. Gene Ontology annotation, cellular component: cytoplasm. The record is from RefSeq and is a predicted model, not a curated record.
CCACCUUUCUUACUACUUUGAUCGUAUACCCAAUUCACGCGCAAUCAUGCCUCCAGUCUUUGGCAUUAGCGCUCCCAAAUGCCCACGCUGUACCAAGAGUGUAUAUCAGGCAGAGCAGGUCAUUGGCCCCAACUCCACACCAUACCACAAGCCUUGUCUGACAUGCAUCACUUGCAACAAGCGACUCGACUCGACCCUCCUCGUCGAACACGACGGCGAGGCUUUGUGCAAGAAUUGCCAUCGUUCUCACCUCGGUGUAGGUAAAGGAGCAUUCGGCAAGGCGGUGCCUGUCAGGGCCACAUUGCCGACGAGUCCCCAAAGGGGAGCAGAGAGCAAUAGAAGGUUGGCGCCAGAGCACGGCGAGGAGGACAUUGAUGACGAUACGAUGCGUAGCUUGAGUGGCAUUAGUAUUUCGGCAAGAUCGAAGCCAGUGGCGGUGCCCCCGCCUUCCCAAGAGAGAGACGUCGCAACCUCGCCCGAUGUUGCUCGGCCGCCGAACCCAACACCUUCAACUGCCAUGGAUCCGGUACGCCCGCCGAUCGCAUCACCGCCCUCAGGCUCGUUGGGGAAUGGAUCGUCUGUCACAAGCAUCGAUGACGCUGUUGCGGGAGGGAUGGCCUUGCCCAACAUUACAUCGCGAAGUGCAGCUCUGCGAGAUGCAGUUGAUGGAAUAGAGCGCGCUGUUGGUAGCGAGGAGCCAAGGGGUGAUGCAGCAUCAGUAGAGCAGAGGAGUGCUAGACCAGAAUCCAUUGGCGGCGCAGCAGCAGCAGCGGCUUCAGCGCCUCUGCCUCCCUCCUCCUCGACCUCGGCAGCAACCCCUCGCCGCCUGCCCUCACCCGUACGCCGCACCCCUGCUGCAUCAAGCAAUGGAUACAAGACGUCCUCCAACCUGGGCGGCACGGAAUCGCCAUCCUCGAACUACUCGCCCUCGGCCUCAACUCCCUUCCGCUCCCAAUACUCCAUCUCCUCUCCGAAUUCAACGCCAACCCGCCUCGCCACCUCGAUCAACUCGGGCACACCCCUCUGCAGUCGCUGUUCUCGACCAGCCUACCACGCAGAAGCCGUCGUGGGGGCCACAUCUGGCGGGCGAGUCUGGCAUAGGGCCUGCCUCAAAUGCGAAUCCUGUGGGACUACCCUCAGGAAGGGAUUGGUGGAGGAAGGACCGGAGAGAGUGGGGCAGGAGGUGGGCGAAGGCAUGAACACGUUCUGUAGGAACUGCCAUAAGAUGCGUUUUGGGCCUAGGGGGAUUGGGAGCGCUGGGAGUAGUUACCCGUUGAAGGGAUGAUGGGAUCUUGGAGACGCGACGUGACGUGACGUGACGUGACCUGAUCGUCUUUCGAUACCACUUGACCUGUAGUAUGUAUGCUCUCCUCUCCUGUAUCCUUCGUCCACUGUGCGAGAAUGACAUUGUAAUUCCAUUGCCAUGGCCA